AUGCGGUAUGGAUUAUGUUGCUGGCUCUCCUGCAAACUGACUAUUGAUGCAGGAAGUUUGGUAUUCUUUAUGCAGGCAGGUUUCGCUAUGCUCGAAGCCGGUGUCGUGAAUUCUCGGAAUGUGAUUAAUAUCUUGUACAAGAACAUCAUGGACGCAUCCAUUGGAUGCGUCUGCUUUUGGCUGGUUGGGUACGGCUUCGCCUACGGGACUACGGCGGGAGGUUUCAUCGGCACUGACAACUUUGCCAUAUCAUCCAUCUACAACGGAGCAGGAGAGGGCGGCUCCGAUGGAUGGGAGGGCUUCUUCUUCCAGUUUGCAUUUGCUGGCACAGCUGCAACCAUCGUGUCUGGAUCGGUAGCGGAGAGAUUCAAGUUCGAGGCCUACCUGGUGUACUCCGGAGUUUGCACGGCCUUCAUCUACCCGGUCAUCGUCCACUGGGUGUGGGGGUCUGGGUUCUUGUCGGCCUGGGGGGCGAGGCCAGACGCCGACGGCAACGCGCGUCCUCUGCUGUCAGGAACUUCGACCUCUAAUGGGGUGAUCGACUUCGCGGGGUCGGGAGUUGUGCACUUGGUCGGCGGCGUGUCGGGCCUGAUGGGUGCGAUCCUCGUCGGUCCUCGCAAAGGGCGCUUUGAUAGCGACGGGAAGCCGAAAGCGCAACGUCCUCACAACACGACUCUGAUGGCGCUGGGAACCACCAUCCUCUGGUUCGGUUGGUAUGGCUUCAACUGCGGGUCGACUCUCGCCCUCUCCGGAGGAGCCGCAAACGUCGCUGGCAAAGUCGCUGUCACCACAACCAUCUCAGCUGCUGCUGGUUGUCUGAUGGCCACCAUCAUCUCGCGCUUCUUGGAGGGGACGUUUGACAUCGGGCUGGCGCUGAAUGGAAUCCUAGCAGCCCUUGUGGGCAUCACUGCCAACUGCUCAGUGGUGAAUCCAUGGAUGGCGUUCCUCAUUGGAAUCAUCAGCGCAUGGAUCUACUACGGGGCAUCGAAGCUGCUGCUCAAGCUCAGGAUUGACGACCCUCUCGACGCUUUCCCCAUCCAUGGAGCCUGCGGCUUCUGGGGACUUCUCGCUACGGGAAUCUUCUGCACAGAUGCAAAUGUGCAGUAUGCGGCCUAUCCCAACGUCAACGACGCGUGUGGGCGGGGAGAACAGUUUGCUGUCCAGCUCAUCGGCGGUCUUGUCAUCGUUGCAUGGGCCAGUGUGAUGUCAGGCCUCACCUUUCUCGUCAUGAAAUUCGUUGUGGGGCUGCGUGUGAGCUCUGAGAUCGAAGAAGCGGGUCUCGAUAUCUCAGAGCAUGGAAUCGGUGCCUACGCCAACGAGCUGACGAAAGUGUUUCCCUCCCCUGUGAGCGAUGAGGUAACAAAGGUGCAAGUGUCCUAUGAGUGA
Guillardia theta CCMP2712 is the source of this 1386-nucleotide messenger RNA. Its product is annotated as ammonium transporter. NCBI's taxonomy places the organism in Eukaryota, Cryptophyceae, Pyrenomonadales, Geminigeraceae. Gene Ontology annotation, biological process: ammonium transmembrane transport; ammonium homeostasis. Bases 1 to 1386 code for a protein of 461 amino acids. Gene Ontology annotation, cellular component: membrane. The record is from RefSeq and is a predicted model, not a curated record. Gene Ontology annotation, molecular function: ammonium channel activity. The transcript has a single exon.